Molecule: messenger RNA, 2793 nt
Organism: Venustampulla echinocandica
Lineage: Eukaryota; Fungi; Ascomycota; Leotiomycetes; Helotiales; Pleuroascaceae
Exons: 1
Coding region: 1-2793 (930 amino acids)
Molecular function (GO): S-adenosylmethionine-dependent methyltransferase activity
Source: RefSeq, a predicted model, not a curated record
AUGGCUACAUUAGAUUUCUUACCGGCCACUACAUAUGCCCCACCGCCUCCCGUGCAGGCACGGAGAGGGCAGAGGCAGAAGUCACUUAAUACUAUAAUGGAAGAUGAAGACGAGUCACAACGAGGCUCAAUGAUAAUGGAUAGACGACGAAGUCGGGAUAGAUCUCCAAAGAAGGCAGACUGGCUUUCCCCUCUCAGCGAUCAUUUUCCAACACCACGCGGCAACCACUUCAUGUCGGCACCUAUUCCACCCUCGACCUCCUCCUCAGAUACCGAAAGCAUCCCCUCUCCAACACCUUCAUCAGCACCAUGGACCAGAGCGAGCUUUACGACGGAGGCUACUGAGUUUGACGAUCUUUACGACGUAUCAUCCGACGAAGAUACAAGAAGGAAACCUUCCUUGCGGAGGAGAAGUUCUACCACAGGGCAAAUCAACCGGCCCAAGCGCUCUUCUGUCGAUUCCAUCUACAGCAGAACCUCCCGGGACUCGCUCCCACCUCUUGCCAUCCCUUCGAGGGGUGAUCCAUGGCCUGGUGUUGAAGCUUUCAAGCUUCUAACAUCUCCUGUAGCCCCAACCCCUCCACCAAAAGUACCAAUGUCCCCCGCUCUAUUCUCAUAUUUACAAUCCCAAGAAGUCCCUUCUUGUUCUGCUCCACCAUCUUUAGAUGGUAGCCUCAGCUCUGAACAGUUGGCAGCCAUGUCUGUUCCGCCAACACCCGAGAUUGGAAGCGUCAAUGGGGAUGACGAUGAUCUAUGGGGCGGUGGAGUUCAACUACAACCAGCUGCGAUGGCAACUUUACAGGCGCUCUCUGGUGGUGACAAUAACUUCGAGCACCAUCAGGAGCAAGUCAUUGAAUUGCCAGAGGAGCCCCGUGAAGUCUCCCAGAUACAGGAGAUGCAACAAAGCCUUCCUCCACUCAUUACAAGCAUUCGCCGAAACAAUUCAGUUGUCCUCUCGCCGGACCAACAACAAUCCCUCAACAGCCUAACCCGACUCGAUAUCCCUUCUCCCGGUGGCUUUUUUUCCACCUUAUCAUACAGUGCAAGACACACCUGGCAUCUCGUGCCAUGCACUCCUGAGGACGAUGUACCACCCUCUUCAACCACCGCAGAGCAUUUCUACAAGACCCCAUGGUCUUCAGCUCCCGUCGAGCGAAUUUUGGAAGUUUCGGAGUCAGAGACUAUGUCGGAAGGCCUUCCCACCGCACGACCUAUCUUGCCCCAGCAGAAAUCCGAUGAGACAAUUGUACCAAUUACAGCACCGAGUCCCAUUGAGGAAGAUGAGAUCGUAGCAGAUGAGAUCAUCACAGAUUAUACCACUGGGAAAACUCUCGAUCUUGAAAUCAUCGCUAUUGACAAUGUUGAUCGAACCGGCAUGUGGCUCGCAGCCCAAAGCUCAUACCUCGCCGAACUCAUCAACCCUACCGAGGCCCGCGAUGACGAGGCUGCCCUACUUCAGCGCGCUGCAAGCACAAAGAGCCAAAGAGACGUUGUCGAAACCGCUGAGGCUCCAUCACCGCCCCGCAAGACAGUCCGAUUCUCCGAGAUAGUCUUGACCUCAGCCGUGCUUGGAUGCCCUCUUCCCAAGGCUGGCCAACAGGAGUCCGCGUAUUACCGUGCUUUCCAGACUUUCAUUGCCCGAUCUCGUUACCGUGAUACCUUUGUUCACCGCAUUCCCAGAUUCGAGGCUCUGCAAACACAACGCGUGGUAUUCCCAGCAGCUCAUCGCGCACAGCUGCUUGGGAAGUAUCAACUCAGCGUUGUCCCCAUGAGUGCUAAGCGUCGCAUGUCUGCUAACGUGGCGCGCGGUGACGAGAUCACUGCGGAAGAUCCCGAGAAGCUGAAGCAUGACAGAGAGCACGAGGCCUUCACACAAAUGGCACCAGCCACGUGGAAUGUGAUGGCUAUCAAGCUUCUCAAUGGAGGCCGCUUGAUUGCCGCACCGGUUGCUAAGCGCCUUGCCAGGCUCUCGUCCAUGGGCCCCAAGAUGAAUGGAACACCCAGAGAUCGUGCCAGAAUUUUAGACCUUGGAGGUCAAGCUACCUGCGACUGGGCAUGGUAUUGCGCUACCGAGUACCCCAACACCAAGGUGUACACUGUUACCACGAAGGCUUUGCGCCAGCUCUCCAACUCCAACAUCCGCGGUCCCAAGAAUCACCGCCAAAUUGCAGUCGAUCGCUUGGUCAAGCUGCCCUUCAAGGACAACCAAUUCGAUCUCAUCUCCGCCCGGGAGAUCUACAGUAUCUUGAAGCAGAGUGCCGAGAACGGACAGGAUGAAUGGGAUACUUGCCUGAAGGAAUGCAUGCGCGUUCUCAAGCCUGGUGGAUACCUCGAAUUUUCCAUCAUGGAUUCUGAUAUCGUGAAUGCCGGGCCGCAAGGCUUGGCCAAGAGUGUCGAGUUUGGUUUCAAUCUUAGUACUUUGGGAUAUGACCCUCAACCUACAAAACUCUGGCUCGGCAGACUCAAACGCGCGGGUUUUGUUAAUAUUAAGCGCGCAUGGACAUUCCUGCCCAUGGGUGCUAAGAUCGAAAAUAAAGUCGUGAACAGAGAUAGCAUGGGCGUCGAGGUCAAGCUGGAGCUCGAGGCUAUGGUGACAGGCAGCACCGAGAACGCUGCUAGCGUGUGUGGCAUUGUUGGUGGGUGGGCUUGGGAGAAGUGGUUGCUGAGAUGCAAGUUGCAAACCGUUGGCAACGAGGGGAAAUUAGAUGGGGUUCAGGAUAUCAUUGAGGAAGGAAGAGCUUGCGGUGCCGGAUGGAGAACAAUUAGUGGCUGGGCUAGAAAGCCGCUCAACUGA